AUGAAGUUUGGGGCUCUCUUUGGGCUCUCACUGGUUGGCCUCAGUGUUGCCUCCCCCGUUUCCAACGUUUGGAAAUCACCUCGUGGUGCUACUGACGAUUUCAUCCGUGGUGUUAACCUGGGAGGAUGGCUGGUGUUGGAGCCAUGGAUCACGCCUGGUAUCUUUGAGGAAGGAGGUGAUAGCGCAGUGGACGAAUGGACUCUCAGUGCGGCUCUCGGUGAUCGUGCCCAUGAACGGCUAAAGCUGCAUUGGAACACCUACAUCGACCAGGGCGAUUUUGACCGCAUCAAAGCUGCCGGACUCACCCAUGUCCGUAUCCCAAUUGGAUACUGGGCCGUCGCUCCCAUUGAGGGAGAGCCCUUCGUUCAGGGCCAGGUAGAUAUGUUGGAUGCUGCUGUCGACUGGGCCAGACACUCUGGUCUCAAGAUCAACGUUGAUCUCCACGGCGCCCCUGGAUCUCAAAACGGUUUCGAUAACAGCGGCAAACUCGGCCCAGCCAACUGGCAAAAGGGCAACACCGUCGAACUCACCCACAAGGCUCUCGAUGUCCUCAUCGAACGAUACAGCAAGCACGAAGGUGUGGUCGACGAAAUCAACCUCAUCAAUGAGCCAUUCCCUCAGGCUGGUAUCCAAGUCGAGCCCCUCAAGGAGUUCUACCGCCAGGGCGCCGCCAAGGUCAAGAGCGCCAACCCCAACGUCGCCGUCGUCAUUUCGGACGCCUUCAUGGGCCCAUCCAAGUGGAAUGGCUUCGACCUCGGAACCAAGACCAUCAUCGACACUCACCACUACGAAGUCUUCAGUGCUGAACUCGUCGCCUGGAACAUCGACCAGCACAUCAAGGCCGCAUGCGACUUCGGCACCAACGAGCUCGCUCAAUCCUCCAUCCCUGCUGUUGUCGGUGAAUGGUGCGGUGCCCUGACCGACUGCACCAAGUACCUCAAUGGCCGCCACGAGGGCUACAGAUACGAUGGCACCCACAAGGACUCCAACCCUAGCACUGCCGUCCCCAACGGCUGUGCUCGCAAGACCGAGGGUUCCGUUGCCCAGCUCACUGAUGAAGAGAAGGUCAACACCCGCCGCUACAUCGAAGCUCAGCUUGACUCCUUCUCCAAGGGACACGGAUGGUUCUGGUGGACCUGGAAGACCCAGCGAGGUUCUCCUGGCUGGGACCUGGACGACUUGCUUAAGAACGGCCUUUUCCCACAACCUAUGGAUGCCAGGAUGUACCCUGGCCAGUGCAACUAG
Nannizzia gypsea CBS 118893 is the source of this 1245-nucleotide messenger RNA. Its product is annotated as glucan 1,3-beta-glucosidase. Lineage: Eukaryota; Fungi; Ascomycota; Eurotiomycetes; Onygenales; Arthrodermataceae. The record is from RefSeq and is a predicted model, not a curated record. Gene Ontology annotation, biological process: glucan catabolic process. Gene Ontology annotation, cellular component: cell surface; extracellular region. The coding region runs from base 1 to 1245 and encodes 414 amino acids. Gene Ontology annotation, molecular function: glucan exo-1,3-beta-glucosidase activity. The transcript has 3 exons.